UGUGAGCGAAAGUCGCCGCACCUUCACCGGGUGGAGCUUAGAUAGUGAACGUGGGAACGUUUGUGGGUUGCAGGAGUAAACAUUUUUGGCAGGGAGGAGAGGCGACCUGUGCACAGGGAUCGGAACAGAUAAGUUAGUUUUUAGCGUGUCUGUGGCAGUUUCUGAGUCAGCGGGUAGGCAGACUCGAGAGCGACAAAUGAUUUGUACGGGUCUAAGCAACAGGGCACAGAGCGAAAUGUCAGGGAUUGUUACAGCAUUGGGCAAAGGGAAGCGCGACUAGUACACCGCAACGCGGAAAAUAUUUAGGGGGGUGAGAAUGCGAAUGGUGCGAAGAUACCGAAAUCAAACAAAAUGGAAACGAUGUAGCGCCGCUGCGGCAUUUCAUAUAGCUAGAACUAACGGUAGAGUAGAGAAUAGAUAGCUAAGGAGCUAGCAGGUUAACUAACAUACAUGUAAAGUUAUUCCGCGGAGAAACCGAAACAGAGCCCGGAGGCGUCUGUUGAAUCUGAAGAGUUCAUCAACAUUGUGAAAUCCAAGAAGAUAAACAAGAAGAUGCUACGGAGGAGGCUCAACCGUUUGCUUGGCGGUGAUGAGAGAAGAGUAGACAGUAGGACUAUCUAUGUUGGUCAUCGGUCAUGUUCUGCCAAUGAGGCUUUCAUCCCACCCAAGUUCUGUGAUAACAGGAUUGUGUCCUCCAAGUAUACAGUUUGGAACUUUCUACCAAAGAAUCUGUUUGAGCAGUUUAGAAGAAUUGCCAAUUUCUACUUCCUUAUCAUCUUCCUGGUGCAGGUGAUAGUGGACACCCCCACCAGCCCAGUCACCAGUGGCCUACCAUUAUUUUUUGUGAUCACAGUAACUGCUAUCAAGCAGGGCUAUGAGGACUGGCUACGGCACAAGGCUGACAAUGAGGUGAAUAAGUACCAAGUGACAGUGCUAGAGAAUGGCCGGACAAGGAAGGAGAGUGAGAAGAUCAAGGUUGGAGAUGUCGUGGAGGUAAAGGAAGAUGAGACCUUUCCCUGUGAUUUAAUUCUGCUGCAGUCCAGCCGAGAUGAUGACACAUGUUUUGUUACUACAGCAAGUCUGGAUGGAGAGUCCAACCAUAAAACACACUACACAGUGCCAGACACAGAGAAGGAUCUGGAAUCUCUCAAUGCCACCAUUGAAUGUGAACAGCCACAGCCUGACCUUUACAAGUUUGUCGGCCGUAUGCACAUCUACAAAAACGAUCAGGAGCCUGCAGUGAGGUCUUUGGGUCCAGAAAACCUUCUGCUGAAAGGGGCAACUUUGAAGAACACCCAGAAAAUAUGUGGUGUUGCGGUUUACACUGGCAUGGAGACAAAGAUGGCUCUCAACUACCAGGGCAAGUCUCAGAAACGCUCUGCUGUGGAGAAGUCUAUCAAUGCCUUCCUUCUGGUUUACCUUUGCAUAUUGGUGAGCAAAGCUCUAGUGUGCACUACACUUAAGUAUGUGUGGCAGAGCAAGCUCGGACAGGAUGAGCCCUGGUACAACGAGAAAACCCAGAGAGAGAAGGACACCAAUUUGUACCUAAAGAUGUUCACUGACUUUCUGUCCUUCAUGGUGCUCUUCAACUUCAUCAUCCCGGUGUCCAUGUAUGUGACGGUUGAGAUGCAAAAGUUUUUAGGAUCCUUUUUCAUCACAUGGGACAAGGACUUCUUUGACCCUGAAAUCAAGGAGGGGGCACUGGUCAACACUUCAGACCUCAAUGAGGAGCUGGGACAGGUGGAGUAUGUCUUCACAGACAAGACAGGCACCCUUACUCAGAAUAACAUGGAGUUCAUAGAGUGCUGCAUCGAUGGCUUCCAGUACAAGUACCGGGACGCAAACUCAGAGUUGGACGGAUUCUGUGUCACAGAUGGACCUGUGAGCAAACUACAGCAGAAAGCUGGCAGGGAAAGGGAGGAGCUGUUUCUGCGUGCCCUGUGUCUGUGCCACACAGUCCAGGUGAAGGAGUCCACAGAGCAGGUUCAAGACCAAGGGGACGGGCUGAAAGACCAGGUGGAUGGCUUAGGGAUGGAUGGAGAGGGGCUCCACCUACCGCAGGAGCAGAGAGGCUUUAUAGCCUCCUCACCUGAUGAGGUUGCUCUGGUCAAGGGUGCCAUGAGGUAUGGCUUCAGAUUUCUGGGUCUCGAAAGUAAAAACAUGAAAAUUCUCAACAGGAACAAUGACGUUGAAAUGUAUGAACUGCUUCACGUGUUGAACUUUGAUCCAGUGAGAAGGCGAAUGAGUGUAAUAGUCAGAUCCAAAUCAGGUGAUACACUGCUCUUCUGUAAGGGAGCGGACUCUUCCAUCUUUCCCCGCGUCAGACAGGAGGAGGUCGAAAGGAUACGCAUGCAUGUGGAGCGUAAUGCAACAGAGGGCUACCGGACGUUGUGUGUGGCCUACAAAUAUCUCACUGCAGAGGAGUACACCCAGGCAGAUGCAGGAUUGAGGGAAGCUAGACUGGCUCUGCAGGACAGAGAUGAGAAGCUCAUGGCUGUUUACAACCAAGUGGAGACCAACAUGAGUCUAAUAGGGGCUACUGCUGUAGAAGAUCGGCUUCAAGAGGAGGCAGCAGAGACCAUGGAGGCUCUGCAGGGGGCAGGCAUUAAGGUUUGGGUCCUAACGGGGGACAAGAUGGAGACGGCAAAGUCCACCUGUUAUGCUUGUAGAUUGUUCCAGAGAAAUACAGAGCUGUUGGAGCUGACGGUGCGUACUCUGGAGGAUGGAGAGCAGAGUCGUGAGCAGCGACUGCAUGAGCUCUUGCUUGAAUACCACAAGAAGGCUGUACAGGAUGCACCACCAGUUAAAGCAGGCAUCACUAGGAGCUGGUCUUCGGCAAGCCAGGACUAUGGUUUUAUCAUAGAUGGGGCCACUCUGUCAAUGGUGUUCAACUCCUCCUCUGACUCCAACUCAAGUCACUACAAGAACCUGUUCCUGCAGAUUUGUCAAAACUGCACAUCUGUGCUCUGCUGCCGCAUGGCUCCUCUACAAAAGGCACAGAUAGUUAAAAUGGUGAAGAACUCUAAAGGCACCCCAAUCACCCUUUCCAUUGGAGAUGGUGCCAAUGAUGUCAGCAUGAUUUUGGAAGCCCAUGUUGGCAUUGGUAUUAAGGGUAAAGAGGGUCGGCAGGCAGUGAGGAACAGUGAUUAUGCCAUCCCCAAACUCAAGCACCUUAAGAAACUUUUGUUGGCUCAUGGGCAUCUCUACUAUGUUCGCAUUGCACACCUGGUGCAAUAUUUCUUUUACAAGAACCUUUGCUUCAUCUUACCUCAGUUUUUGUACCAGUUCUUCUGUGGCUAUUCCCAGCAACCCCUGUAUGACGCGGCCUAUCUGACGAUGUACAACAUCUGCUUCACCUCCAUGCCCAUCCUGGCUUACAGCCUCUUGGAGCAGCACAUCUGCAUUGAGGUUCUGCUGGACAAUGCUACCCUCUAUAGAGAGAUAGCUAAGAAUGCCAUGUUACGGUGGGGACCAUUCUUCUACUGGACUUUACUUGGAGUCUUCCAUGGCUUGCUCUUUUUCUUUGGUGUUCGAUUUUUGUUCAGUAACCCAGCCCUGCAGGAUAAUGGCCAGGUUUUUGGGAACUGGUCGUAUGGAACAAUUGUCUUCACUGUCCUUGUCUUCACUGUCACACUAAAGCUUGCUCUGGACACACGGCACUGGACCUGGAUCAACCACUUUGUAAUCUGGGGCUCCCUGGCUUUCUAUGUGUUUUUCAGCUUCUUCUGGGGAGGAAUAAUAUGGCCUUUCCUGAAGCAGCAACGUUUGUACUUUGUGUUUGCCAACAUGCUGAGCUCAGUGUCUGCCUGGCUGGUCAUCAUCCUGCUCAUCCUGCUCAGCCUACUGCCGGAGAUCCUGCUUGUGGUGUUCCGCAAGCCCCGUGGGCCCCACGCUCGACAGAAGAAGCCGGUUCAGUCGAGCAUGGGGGGCCUCCAGUCUCCCCAGUCUUCAGCCAGACCCCUGCUCAUGAGAACCUUUUCAGAUGAGUCCAGUACUGUCAUUUAAACAGCUGUCAGGGGCCAGCCUCCUACAAACAUCCAGAUUGCGGCUGUCACACCACUAUCCUACAAGCACCUGAAGGAGCGCGAGUGAAAGGCGGCAAGGACUCACAACAACAGUGGCAUCAGCCACUUUCAGGGUCCCGUCCGUGCCAGUCAGGUCAGAGCUGUCUGCUGUCAUGCCUGAUCUGAGAAGAGGAGGGAAAAAAAUAAGAAAAAGAAAGAUUUGCUGACCGAGGGGAAGGGAUAAAAAGUUUUGACGUUGCUCCGUCCUUCUCUGCCCAACAGCUCCUAACCCCCCACGCAUGCCUGCAGAGCAGUGCCCUGCAUUAUUUUUAAAAAUAUCUAUUCAGAUGACGGGCAUGAAUUUUUUUUGUUUUACUUUUCUUUUAAAAAAAAAAAAAUACUAGCUUACAAAUGAAUGCAUACACAGCCGCCUUGUCAAUAGCUCUACCCAACUGCUGUGUUUUAACAAGCAGUUGUAAUAUCCACUCCAGGAAUGGUUCACCUGCAUGAAAGAAGGCUCAAAAGAACACUUCACUCCACUGAUGUUCAGUCACUGUAUUCUGCAAAGUUUUUAUUAAGACAUAAUGAUCCUAUUCGCAACGGUUACACUUUAAAAGGUUAUUCUACAUUACAGUUAUUUUGCUUUUCAAUGGUUAUUCUUUAAACGGUUAUCAUAUCUUUAAGAAAAUGCACUCAUCCACAGGUCCAAAUGUAAUGAAACGUUACUGAAGAUGAUUUCAGUUUUGCUCAGAGCAGCAAACACACGGUAUACUGGUUUAUAGAUUAUUAUGUGAUUAUUUGUUUCCCAUGAUGAAUCUGCAUUCUCUAUUGAAUACUAAGGUAUAAGAUGGGUUAAUGGAUGCCAUAUUACGACUCAAUCAAAAAAGUCUGUGUGUGUUUAUGUAAGAUUGAGAGAUAGAUUAGAGAUGUUGAGCAUAUUCUGGCAAUGAAACAUUGUUCAGAGCAUGACCUAAAUCUUCCAACCUCAGAGAUAACUUAAGAGUCCAUUUAAGAUGAGAAAAUUAAUAUAUGUGCUGUACUGUAUAUAGCUUAGAGAUUUAUGACAGCAUCUGCUCAAAGCCAAAAAAAUGAACAUAAUGCGAUCAGAUUCUGUCCACACUAGUGUGACCUGAAAGUGACAAGUCUGUGUGUGUGUGUGUGUGUGUAUAUGCGUGUGUUACAUAAAAGCCAGAAAUGCCUGUGUCAUGAAAACCAGGAUUACUUGAACCUUGUUGAUGUAGUUCGGCUAGACAUUUCCUGCACUAUUAUGGAAACUGGUUGCGUAGAUGGUCACUAAGGCACAUGAAUAUAUGCCUGAGAGCACACACACACACACGCCCGCACAUAUCAGAUAGACAAGAACAACACACACAAUAACCACACACAUACACAUAAAUGCGCACAUGCACUAAAGUCUAAAUGAGGUAUUUAUGUUCAUUACCCAUUCUCUAGUUUGCAUAAUUUGUCUCAGACAGGCUGAAGUUGGAGUGUAAAGAAAAUCAACUCCAGACCUGCAGAGUCAACAUAGUUAAUGCCACUGUGAGGCUCUACGCUCCAUCUCCCUCCUUCUGUUUUUGGUCAAAUUUGCUGACCGGCAGGAUGAUAGAGUGGACUGUUUGGCCUUUUGUUCCUUCCUAUAACUUCUUGUGUGUAGUGCUUCAUACAUUCCAUUUAAACAUGCCAUGAUUUCAAACGCUUUUACUGUUUUGGAAUAUUCUUUCUAUUUUUUUUCCCACAAACGUGUAUUGUCUGUUUGGCAUAUUUAUUGUUAAGUGUAAUUUUACUCACAAAUGUUAUACUUUUAUUACAUAAAUCUUUUUUAUUGUGGAGAGUUGAUCGGCUUUGUGCCAGAUGAGUUAGUCUAUGUUACUCCAGUACUGAUGAAAGCCUGUGCCAAACCCAUUUGAUAGUCUUUGUCAUACAUGCAAAGACAGGCAGCCCCCCCAACAUCCCAAAAUCAACCUCUGAACUAGUACCACUCCCUUUUUUUUUAAGUUAUUAUUUUUUUGGCUUUUUGCCUUUAUUGGAUAAGAACAGCUGAAGUGAGACAAGAAGGGGGGGGGUGACAUGCAGCAAAGGGCCCCAGGGUCGAAUCGAACCUGGGCCACUGUGGUAAGGACUCAGCCUUAGUACAUGGUGUGCGCGCUCUACCAGGUGAGCUACUGGGGCCCUGCAAUGCCACUUCUUUUGCCAGGUUAUGUAACUCUUGGUUUAAACUGAUGAGUACUUAUCACUAAAUAGCAUUAAAUGUAUGUUUUGUGUUAUAGCCAACUGUUACAGAAUCUGUCAGUAUGGUGAUUUUAAAGUUUACUACUUUACUACUGAUCCCUGCUCAAACAAUAACUCCAGUACUGUACUUUUUAGUACUGGCCUUGUAUUUCACCCCACUGACUGUAGCCUGACAUAUCUGAUACAGUGCAUCUGCAGAAUGGCACAUGCAGUCAUAACGCCAAAUUGAGAUUUUAGAAAUUAAGUUAAUGUUGAUUUGUUCUUAACAAAUGGAAAAAUUAACAUACCUUUCAGAAUAGUUUUCUAUUACUAGUGUUCUUUACUCUGUGACAUGUCACCUCCAGACUGCACUGUGCCAGAGAUACCGGGUGUAAGCAGACACACUGAGAGGGGCUGCCUGCUUUGUUAGAAAAUUAAAACCUUUAAGUGACAUCAGAGAUGCUAUUUUCAGAAGUUAAAAAUAUCUUGGAAUCUAAUGUUUUGCCUGUCUAAAUGAAAAGUAUAAAAGAAUGGAUUGUAUUUUUAAUGCAACCUUUUUCCAGCCACUUUUGUAAGAAAAUCAAAAUGUCCACACAAAAAAAAAAAGCACGAGAGGCUCUGUGGUUGUGGACGCUGUCCCUGUCUGUGAGGGGUGGAGGUGGACAUCUUCAGGCACCUCAGCAGCUCUGGGUCAUGCAGCCAGGGACACUUCGCCACCUCCAGCCCUUUGGGUCUCCAGCAUCAACACUUCAAACCUCCAAGCUGAAUGUACCUCUUUGAAACUAGUAUAUUCAAAACCUGAAGAUUUUCUGUAAUAAAGCAGAAUGUUUUGAAGAUAGA
Siniperca chuatsi (mandarin fish) is the source of this 7052-nucleotide messenger RNA. It is a transcript of the gene atp11c, whose product is annotated as ATPase phospholipid transporting 11C. Gene Ontology annotation, biological process: phospholipid translocation. Lineage: Eukaryota; Metazoa; Chordata; Actinopteri; Centrarchiformes; Sinipercidae. The record is from RefSeq and is a predicted model, not a curated record. Gene Ontology annotation, cellular component: recycling endosome; trans-Golgi network; endoplasmic reticulum. Gene Ontology annotation, molecular function: ATP hydrolysis activity; ATP binding; ATPase-coupled intramembrane lipid carrier activity. Bases 553 to 4005 code for a protein of 1150 amino acids. The transcript is spliced from 31 exons.